AUGGUAUCGACUGGAGUCCAAUUGUGGAAGGUAUCACAGGCUCAACCGACUGUCAGAGAAAGUCUGAGAAGCCCGUUGGAGACAUUUGUGAGAGUUCAAGCUCUGUUUGGCAUUUCUUUGGCUAUCGCAACACUUAUCAUGCGGCCCGAUGAGAUCGACCCAUUGAACGGAUAUGCCCUAAUCUUGACAGCUAUCAUGGGUUUCCUCCCACCAGUGUUCACCCUUAUGUUGCUUCAUAGCCACGGAGUACGAUCGCGUUUCUCGACCGCAUUGGUAUGUGCAAGCUAUUUGCUCAACACCGUGACCUUUUUCGUACUCGUUCGGAACCUCUCGAUUUCUACACAUGACAGGCUCUUUUUGGAUAAAGCCAUAGACAGCCUCUUCAGUGCCGAAGCAUGUGGCGGUGGCUCGGCUAUAUCACUUUGCUACCAGCUGACUGGUACGGACCCCGUCGGUUUCCUCUCCGGCUUUUACGACAACAGUUCGUUCGCAAAUAUCAAGACUGUACCACUCCUAUGGAUAUGGACAACGCUGGUGCUACUCGUGUUGAUCACCAGACACCUUGUGGCUACCACACAAAAGAGAAGCGACGCAGUGGGUCAGUUACCGCCUGCCAAGCCCCAAGGUCUUCAUCGGAGCAAGCGACCUUCCGGAUUUCAUGCAUUCUUGAGUAAACCGCUGUUCACAUGUUUUAUACUAUCUUUGGCGAUAAUUCUAUUCUUCUUAUGCCUUCUGUAUCAAUACCUGUUGGUAAAAGCUAAUGCUCUGAUGGAUGUGAUUGAUCAGAAAGGUUGGUCCUUUGGACAAGCCGUAGCCUUGUUGUUCUGGGUGCCACCAUUCCUUGAUAUUCUCCGGUCAAUGUAUGAGAAGGAAAAGUAUGAAAAGGUUCAGAAUGCGCAUGAAAGCCAGAGCUAG
Molecule: messenger RNA, 915 nt
Organism: Colletotrichum abscissum
Lineage: Eukaryota; Fungi; Ascomycota; Sordariomycetes; Glomerellales; Glomerellaceae
Exons: 2
Coding region: 1-915 (304 amino acids)
Source: RefSeq, a predicted model, not a curated record